ACUUACUAACCGCCAAUACGGACAGCUAAGAACUAUGGUGAUACGUCCACAACAUCUCGAUAAGUGCCAGGUCAUCUUCUGUGGGGAACUGCCCACAAUGAAGUUCCCGCAGCAAGUGCCGGAUUUGUUUAAAGGAUUUUGGAACCCUCUUUUUCCUAACAUAAGAAACCCAGCAUAGUCCCACUAGAAAGGAUUAUUAUUGAUUCCACUUACGGGUCUUUACCAGGGCAGCACAUAAGAAGCAAGAUCCGUCUGUAUCUUUUUCCUUGGUUGGAUCGAUUUCUGGAACAUGGUCAACUGACAUGCGCAGCCAAGAAUCUCUUUUCUAUCCACCCACGAGCCAAUCAAAGCGAGAAACGAGGGAAAACACCUUUCCUCUGCUCAUUCGAAAUUGGAUUCUCGAUUUAUCUGCCACUCCUUUCGCCCGGAUGUGGCGGGAGUUUGAAAUUGACCAAUUUAGAUCUCCUUUUUCUCUGUACUUUACAAUGAUUUGUGUAACAAGUCGCUGAAUCCGCUCUUUAAUACUGGGUUAUCACCGACCUCACCACUGGGUGUGCAAUAGAUUUAUUGGAGUGGAAUCAAUAGGAAGACAAGGCUUUCAAAUAUGGAAGAAGUGGGCUGGGCGGUAGAACACCAUCUGAACUAAUUGGCAUACCUUGCUUCUGAAGAGCUAACCAAGGUUUAUGGCAUCGUGAACGAUAAGCGAGGAUCUAGGAAGCUUAUCCAGGGGUUCCUUAGACGGAGGCAACUUAAGUCUCUGAUCAUUUAGGCGUAGAUAUUUCACAAUUCGCUUUUGACAAUGGAUUGUGGAUUACCGGGAAAACUAAGACAUUUACAUCAUCUCCCUUAACAGAAGAAAUAGAAGCUCGAGGUAUCGACAGAGCUGAGCAAAAGCACCAGUGCGUAUGGUCCACGUGACUGAUGGAUGUGCAAAGCUCCGGAAUCUCCUACGGGGAUGAUGAUCUCGUACUAGGAUGAUGCGCUUUGUUUGCAUUCCCUUCGACAGAAAGAGAUAGCAACAAUUCGGGCUAACAAAGGGACUAGAACCGACUUCUUCUUCUUUGAUCUUACCUAUGAUAAAUGAGAAUCCGCUGUCUUGUUUGGUUGAGGAUGAAGCAGAUCGGAAAUAAUAGUAUUUCAAUGGAAAUCCUGUUACUACUUUACUUUCACUUCACUUUUCAUGGCGAGAUAGACUUGACUCUCCAUCUUCAAGUGGUCUUGGCCGAUAGGCGUUGUUGUGGCGAAACGGCAUAUAUCUCCUUCGGUUAGCUAGCUACCUGACGUGAUAAGGCUACUAGUUCCCUUCACUCGUGCCUACGGCGCACUUACCCAUAGCUAUUGCAUGCAAGCUCAAUCUUCUAUCUCGCAUUGCUACACGCUCGAAACCGCCAAUUCGCUCGUAUUGCUAACGCAACCUAUAGAGUUUGGGGAGUGCGGCGCGGGGAGUAUGAUGGACGAAGGAGUGAGAACGACUGACGAUAGAGCAGGGGGGCUAGCCUGAAUUCCUUCUCCUUUCAGGAGAGCAUACCUUUAUUUUAUUCUAUUCCUUCGACGAACAAUGUACUGAAAUGCCUUUUUUCCCCAUCCCGCAAAACCGCUUCUUCUGGCAAAAGCCACUUUGGGCACGUCCCACCGGAAUUGCAUUGCCUGGACUUAGGCUGCUUUCAGCCAGACUGGCUAAAAAGUGCCAUAGCUCCAGUGAUCCCUCUCCUGUGCUAAGUCUUUGUCUCAAUGACUGCGAGAUUGCUAAACAAUGACUCAAUAGAAUGCUAAUUGAUGAGGCCUAUCCUUCCCCUAUUUCUAUUCUGGUAACCCUUCUUUAGAGCGGAGCAAACUCCACGGAAAUCCGCUUACCGAGGAAAGAGAAGUAGCGGGAAGGGUGCCCAGCAGUCACUCAUAUCAUGGGAUGCACUGGCCACUCCACCUCAUUGGCAAGGAUGGUUCAACCAGCCAUCAAGCAAUCGUUUCUAUUCUCGAUCCAAUAAACGGCAGUAAGAUGAAUGAAACCUUUGUCACUCACAAACCAGAGACCUUUCCAGCUUUCCUAACAGAGGGGAGCACCGGCCCGGUGGAAAAGCAAGAGAAAAAUCGACUUCUUCAAAAGGAGACCACUAUCUUCGGCAAAUCAAAUAUAGAUCGAGUCAUGAAGCAGGCUCACUACCUGGAAAGCGUAGAUCGGCACCGGCAACUCAAAUGAAUAUCCCCUCCCCUGUGGGAUCGAGUUUCUAGGGCUUGCUUGACUUGAGGAAACCACUAUCUAUGACGACUCAACCGACAAGCUCACUUGCUUUCGAUCGAGAUGGAUUUCCAGGGCAGGGCCUAUUCCCUUAACUUACAAGAAAAUGCGUAUUACAAUGAUGUGAUGAUUUAGGUUCUCUGGCGUAUUGUGCAUGCCAUGAUUGAGGAAUCAACGAUCCAUCGAGGCGAGGCUAUCUAUAUAGUACUGGAAUAGGGGCAAGCCCGGCACACUUAAAGCCAUUCCAACAAUCUUAUUCGUCGUAAGCCCUUCUAGCAGGAGCUGAGUAAAGGUCCGCUCAAGGCCAUGGAAAGGCAGAUAGUACUUGAUACAGGACGAGCCCAGUCUCUAUCUAGUACGAUAUUCUGGUAUGUUUCACUGAAUUGGCAUUUCUAGAUACCAAACAAGUAAAAAACAGCAAGUUAGUUAGCUCAGUUGGCAUAGGCGAAAAAAAGAAAAGGAAUCAACGAUAAAUCGGGGAAAGAGCCGCAAGCGCGAUAUCAUCUCUAUAUAGGAAAAAUGGAUUUUUCUUAUUUUAUAAAGUUAUGGGACCCUGGCUUUAAAAUCUUUCUUUUUUCUCGGCUCGAAAGAGAAAAAUCAAAGUCAGGUAGCCGACGAAAACCGAAAUAGCACAGAUACAAAGUAAAGAAAGUAUACACGCGAUAAUAGAUAGAUAUAUAUUAUAUAUAAUGUUAGAAGGAGCUAAAUCAAUAGGUGCCGGAGCUGAACUCGUAUUCAGAGAUGGAGGAAAUCAAGUCUCAUGUUGCUCCUCAGAAAAUGCGUAUAGUAUAUAGUAAUAGUAAUAGUAAUAGUAAUAGUAAUAGUAAUCUCAUUGGCCCACUAGAUAAGGAUGGGACAAACGCUCUAGUGUAUGCGAAACGAGCAUUGCGUUUUGUCCGAGAAGUUCGUGAAAGAGUGCUCGUUACAUCAAAAGAGAUGGCGAUGAUCUGUCAAAUCGACAUUGUGUCGGUGUUCAGUCUCCCGCUCCUGUUCUCAACUAUACUAUGGCUUUCGUUACUAUACUAUGGCUUUCGUUGGGUAGAGCACGGGAGAAUAAAGUCUAUAGUGUAUGCGUUACUGUACUGGGAAGCUAGCAUUUUUGCUUGUCAUGGAAUCAAGUCUAUUUGUUCGAAUGUUCUUUUUUUCGUUUCGUUGGAAAAACCAACGCCGACGUCAAGAAUGGAUCAGUCUAGUCUCCUUUCUCUUUUGGGAGCAGAGCUGAAAAAGAUGGAAUUGUCAAGUACGAUGAUAUUUUUAUUAACGGAUAGAAAAAUGCUAUUAUCAAGUAGUAAACCCAUUAUGAUUGCAACUCGUGGGAUGCCUGGAAUCCCACUAAAUCGAGAAUCGGAAUCGGUGGAGGAUGUGCAUAGGGUACUCCGAGCCCUCCCCUUAUUUAGAGAAAUGGAAGGUAUCUUGCGUGAGAGGAACCUGAAUCUCCCGUCAGUACAGGAAAUAAGCGCUUUCCGUGUGAAUCUAUUCUCUGGUAUCCGGCGUGAGAGUGCGAUUGCGGACUACGACGCUUUUUGGCGCUCCUUACUCGAGGAGAUUCACACACCUCAGGGACGUAGUUGUUUUGGUCAGAGAAUACAAGAUCUGCACGCCCGAAUGUCUGCCGAGGGCAACUGGGACUACUUGAUUGCCCAACAAGGCAGAGGGUAUUUUGGUAACCUACCUAAUCUCAACAGCCCGUUGGAUCAAUAUCAAUUUGGAAUUCACCCAAUUCUGGAUCUGAAUAUUGGUGAGUACUAUGUCUCAUUCACAAAUCUAUCCUUGUCUAUGCUACUCACUCUCGGUUUGGUCCUACUUCUGGUGCUGCCAAUGAUUCUUCGUUCAUUAGAAUGUCGAUUCCUCACAAUCGCUCUUUGUGAUGCUGCGGAACCAUGGCAAUUAGGAUCUCAAGACGCAGCAACACCUAUGAUGCAAGGAAUCAUUGACUUACAUCACGAUAUCUUUUUCUUCCUCAUUCUGAUUUUGGUUUUCGUAUCACGGAUGUUGGUUCGCGCUUUAUGGCAUUUCAACGAGCAAACUAAUCCAAUCCCGCAAAGGAUUGUUCAUGGAACUACUAUCGAAAUUAUUCGGACCAUUUUUCCUAGUGUCAUUCCAUUGUUCAUUGCUAUACCAUCGUUUGCUCUGUUAUACUCAAUGGACGGGGUAUUAGUAGAUCCAGCCAUUACUAUCAAAGCUAUUGGACAUCAAUGGUAUCGGACUUAUGAGUAUUCGGACUAUAACAGUUCCGAUGAACAGUCACUCACUUUUGACAGUUAUACGAUUCCAGAAGAUGAUCCAGAAUUGGGUCAAUCACGUUUAUUAGAAGUUGACAAUAGAGUGGUUGUACCAGCCAAAACUCAUCUACGUAUGAUUGUAACACCCGCUGAUGUACCUCAUAGUUGGGCUGUACCUUCCUCAGGUGUCAAAUGUGAUGCUGUACCUGGUCGUUCAAAUCUUACCUCCAUCUCGGUACAACGAGAAGGAGUUUACUAUGGUCAGUGCAGUGAGAUUUGUGGAACUAAUCAUGCCUUUACGCCUAUCGUCGUAGAAGCAGUGACUUUGAAAGAUUAUGCGGAUUGGGUAUCCAAUCAAUUAAUCCUCCAAACCAACUAAACCGGGGAAGCUGAAGCGGAAAUGCAAUUCUCGGGUGAGGGAAGGCUUCGCUCGCUCGCUCAAAAAGCUCUAACGCUCGUUUACGAGUGGAGUGCAUAAGCCCUUAUUGAAGUAGGGCGAGGCCUUACUACACGAGCUCGUAAGUAAAGCACGGAACGAGCCUUGUCUACGAAGCUUCGCUUCAUCAUCUUGCUUGCUUCUGCCGAAGCUUAACGCACUAUAACAUAGGCAUGCAUGAUGGUAUGGUAGGAAGACUCCUUUUAAGGCCGACCACUACAUAGGAGCGAUAGGAAGCCAAGCCGUCAAAAGGAAAGGCGAGCAGCCCUUAUUGCAAUAGCAAACGGCCUACUUAUAGCCCUAUUUAUACCCUUUAUCGGGGACGGGCCUUACAAGCUCAAUAAAUUGCAAUUCUUCACCUUUUCCUCAGACAGUGGGAAUGAAUUUUCUUACUUGAUUGACAUUGACAGAUAUGUGUACCACACCGAACAAGCAAUAUGUCAUAUGCUUGAUGUACCAGCCAAGCCAGCUCUUUUUUUCUCCGUUCCCUUAUCCUUAGCGCUAAAGUCAAAAUAAAAUGCAAGAGAGUUUGUAUUUGCAAAUGAAAAUGAAUAUGGAUCUAAAAAAAAUUAUAUAAUCAAUCAAUAAAUAAUAAUUGGAAUAAUAUAAAAAAUAUCCUUCGCGUAUUCGUUUAGAAUCUUGUUGACCCUACUCGCUUACUCCUAUUUUCCUGCUUUCUUUUUCGACAGAAUUCAUUCUAUUCUAACUUUCUUGAAAGAAUGGGGUUCUGGGCUCACCCUCUCUUCCUUUUUGAGAAAGAUGGGCUGCCCUGGGAGUCUCGCCUUGGUGAUUCUUUCUCUCUUGGGGGUCUUCUUCGGUAGCGAAUCCGCUCUCAUAAAUUGGAUGAAUUCUUCUGGGUCGGCUUCGGGAUCCGCCUCUGAGAGUUGGCAAAAGUACCUCAACUUAUCGGAGUCGGAGGAAAAUGCCGCGUCCGAACCAUCCACAAGCCACACCCCGCCGAACCCUGAACCUGAAGCACCAUCCAUUUCGUUCUUGCGAGAACGAAUCAAAAAUGUUAUUCGCUCAUGCCAGCGUAUACGAAAAUAAAAAAUCCUAAAAAGGAUUAACGAAGAUCUUCACCUUGAAACGGCGAGCGCCGAGAAGCGGGUAAAAAUCGCCCAGGUCCUCGAUAACAUGAACUGGAAAAGGGUUUUCUUUUAUACCUAUACGGGGGAACCUAAGAUAAAGCCCAUAUCGACUUAACGGUCCACGAUUGGGAUCGCGCACGAAAAGGCUAAACACAGCCUUUUUCUUGUCCUCGGGACAGCGGGCUAGUCCCGUGCCUGUUUUUUUGAGUUGGGGUACACAAUCUUCCUUGUGACUGCCAAACCAGAUUUCCGUUUUUAGGGAGAAGGUGUAGUCUUUUUGAACGGUGGUAUCGUCAAGAAGAACGAGGCCCGCCCCAUUUCUGGGGCGGGGGGAAGGAGAAGUGGGACUGUGGGUCUCCUUUCAUUUCAUACAA
Messenger RNA from Zea mays, 6356 nucleotides. RefSeq lists its product as uncharacterized. The record is from RefSeq and is a predicted model, not a curated record. Gene Ontology annotation, biological process: ATP synthesis coupled electron transport. NCBI's taxonomy places the organism in Eukaryota, Viridiplantae, Streptophyta, Magnoliopsida, Poales, Poaceae. Gene Ontology annotation, cellular component: membrane. The coding region runs from base 2978 to 4837 and encodes 619 amino acids. Gene Ontology annotation, molecular function: cytochrome-c oxidase activity; copper ion binding. The transcript has 2 exons.